Molecule: messenger RNA, 396 nt
Organism: Rotaria sordida
Lineage: Eukaryota; Metazoa; Rotifera; Eurotatoria; Philodinida; Philodinidae
Source: the annotation of a GenBank genome assembly
AUGACAUCAUAUUCCGCACUUAAACGUAAAGUAAAGUCAUUAAAUACAUCAUCAAGUAUACCUCGAUUUCAAGUUAAUCUUGAACAUGUUCUUGGUUUUACAUCAAUGUCGAAUUCACUUAUAGGUCAAGAUCAUUCAACAGUAGCAUAUGCCGCCGGUCGUACUGUUAUUCUCUUUAAUAAAAACACUCACAAACAAGAUUUUGUUAUCAGCACAGCCUGUAAAACUAUAACAUCAUUAUCACUUUCACCAGAUGGCCAAUAUUUAGCAACAGGCGAAUGUGGUCAUAAUCCGAAGGUGCGUAUUUGGGACCUAACUGGUGAUAGAAAAAGUUGUAUUGAACUAGGCGAUCAUAAAUUUGCUAUCGAUUCUGUGGUACGAAAAUUUUGAUUAUAA